AUGGAGGGAGAUCCGUACGGCCGCUUUAAUGUGACGAAGAACUGCACUAUUGUGGUCGCCAACCCGCUGGACUGGUCAGUACAGUCGGCAUAUCUGCUGACAAUCCGCAGUGGAGUCCACAACACGAGAGUUAAGGUAGAGUUGAGUGACGUUGAGGACUAUCCUCCUGUGUAUAACGAGACGUGUGAGACUCCGGUCCGAGACACCCGGAGAAACACACUCAACACCACGUUUGUGCUCAAUGUUACCAACUGUGCCACGGCUCCAGGCACAAAAGGUGCCCGGUGUGAUGAAGUGUGUGGUUGCCUACAAGGUGCCAGCUGUGACCGCUGGGCUGGUUGUGUCUGUCCGCCGGGAUGGACAGGAACCAGGUGUCAGACCAAAUGUCUGGAGGGCACGUACGGUCAAGACUGUGCAAGGAACUGUACCUGUCAAAAUGAGGCGAGCUGUAGCUCUAGCGACGGCAUCUGUGACUGCACUGCUGGAUGGUACGGAAGGAAUUGUAGCAAACCCUGUAAAGAUGGUCGCUUCGGUUUGCAAUGUCAGCAGGUUUGUACAUGUAAGAACAGUGCUGUGUGUAGCAACGUGGACGGCAGCUGUGAAUGUGUGACGCCAUGGACGGGACAGGACUGUGACCAAUUGGAGACAAGCAGAGAUGAAGCGCUGCUCGAAAGCCUGGUCCCACUGGGCUCCUUAGUCUUACUUGUUGCCAUAGUGAUGGCCAUACUCUACAAAAUGCGAGUUCUGGCUUGCUCCGUGCCCGACAUAAGCGAGGAAGACAAGAUACUUUUCGAGCUGAGGAGAAUGGAGCAGGAUCUAGCACAGAGUCUACAGCCGGGCUGGCUGGGACGUUGGGAGAAGAAGAUCAAACAUCUUACUCCUGGUCCACUGAUAGGAGAAGGAAUGUUUGGACUAAUCAGAAAAGGAAAACUGCGCACACCUAAGGGAGAGCUCACCAUUGCCGCCAAGACAGUUCGCGUCGAGGAUUCACAGUCUUAUCGAGACUUCUACAGAGAAGCAGCCAUUUUGGUAGCUGUGCACCAACAGCGAGAUGGCGAUUGUCGUGAGUCCAACAUUGUUCGACUUUUCGGGCUCAUCACCAAGUCUGCGGAGAAGUACAUUCUUCUGGAAUAUGCCCCCAAAGGUGACCUCUUAGGUUUCCUACGACGAUCUGGGAACAUCAAUGAGGAAGGCCUACUUGGAAACCUUCUUGGAUACGCAGUCCACGUAGCACGAGCUCUACAAGAGCUGGAACGCUUGAGAAUCGCCCAUCGUGACGUGGCCGCUCGCAACGUCCUCAUCAAUGCCGAUGACGUGGCCAAGUUGGCUGACUUUGGAUUGGCUAGAGAUGUCUACGCCACUACUCAGUAUGUUCGAUGCAACCGGCCAGGCGUUGACGAACUCCUUCCGCUGAAGUGGAUGGCGCUGGAGUCCAUCGAGACCGGCGAGUACACCUGUCAGAGUGACGUCUGGUCCUUCGGCGUGCUGCUGUGGGAGAUCGCCACGCUGGGGAAAGAUCCGUGCUACGACGGCAGGAUGCAGCUGAGCUUUCUUCAGAUGGUGGGGAUUCUGAGGCAAGGAAUACGGUUGGAGAGGCCGCCGGGAUGUCCAGAGGACCUGUACCGACUGAUGAGGUCGUGUUGGCGCGACGUUCCAGAUACCAGACCGACUCCGGAAGGGAUAGAAGAGAGGCUGCUGCAACUGGGACGUGCCCUGCUUCCAUAUGACGUCAUUGAAAUGGAGACUGUUUUGUGA
Molecule: messenger RNA, 1755 nt
Organism: Branchiostoma floridae (Florida lancelet)
Lineage: Eukaryota; Metazoa; Chordata; Leptocardii; Amphioxiformes; Branchiostomatidae
Product: fibroblast growth factor receptor 4-like
Exons: 2
Coding region: 1-1755 (584 amino acids)
Biological process (GO): protein phosphorylation; positive regulation of kinase activity; cell surface receptor protein tyrosine kinase signaling pathway
Cellular component (GO): signaling receptor complex
Molecular function (GO): transmembrane receptor protein tyrosine kinase activity; ATP binding
Source: RefSeq, a predicted model, not a curated record